Messenger RNA from Polistes dominula (European paper wasp), 3429 nucleotides. Its product is annotated as sodium channel protein Nach. The record is from RefSeq and is a predicted model, not a curated record. Lineage: Eukaryota; Metazoa; Arthropoda; Insecta; Hymenoptera; Vespidae. Gene Ontology annotation, molecular function: ligand-gated sodium channel activity. Gene Ontology annotation, cellular component: plasma membrane. Gene Ontology annotation, biological process: sodium ion transmembrane transport.
UGAGAGUUCGAUAGAUCUCAAUGUUUUUCGUUGAGAACGAAAAGAGCGGCGGCAGCGGCGGCGGGUGUAUUUUUAAGUCCGUCGACUCAAUGUGCCGCGAAAUACGUCGUCCCCAUAAUGCAAUCCCCAUCAUGCAAUCCCCAUCGCCCUCGUAAUACAGAUGCUAUAUAGAUGGAUACAAAUCCCCGGGAAACUCUUCAUAUAGGUAUACUAUCUAUAAGCUCUUCUUUCUUUUUUUUUUUCCCCAUCUUCUUCUUGAAAAGCCGUGAAACCUUCCUACGGGGUAGUUUUAAACAAUUCCAUCGGACGAGCUACCCCUCGCUCGAUUUUUUCCAAACUUUGACAAAUUGCCAUCCACUUCGUUGUCCCAGUUCCAACGAUAAGAACGUCACCUUUUUCCAUCCUGACAAAAGAAAAAUCGAAAAAAUAGAUGGGGGGGGGGGUGUAGAAAGAGGUAAAAGAAUCUCGUCGAAUGCUAGAAACAUAGAAACGGAGAAAGUUUAACGAGCGUAAGCUCUAAACCAACCGUGCCGUAGAAGUCAAUUCGAUAGCAGUUAACGAAUUGUUGGGGAUGAAUAGAAGGGGUUUGCGGUUAGCACGAGGGGCUGACAGGGUGAACGCAUAAUACAUUGUUACCCCAUCCACCAGCCUCGGUACGACCCAGCGAUCAGUAAUUUUCCCUAUACGAGAAGGCUGGAUGAACUAUCUCAUAAUUAAAAUGACCCCACUAUACUCGCGUUUAAAGACUAAACUGCGAACUUCCUAAAGCAACUCCUCCACGAGUUUACUCUAUUUUCUUCGAAAUAAACGCAGCCCUUCCUCUCAGGGAUCCUUAAAUAAUACAACGAUUUACAAUUGAUUCGAAUUUGUCUCCAUUAACGUUUUUCUUCUUCUUCUUCUUCUUCUUCUUCUUCUUCUUCAUCUUCUUGUUCCCCCGCGUCGCGCGAUUCCUUCCUUUAAGUGUCUCUGAGAAUCGUUAGGGUGGCUGAUAUCAAAUACCAGUUUUCGCCCCUUUCCCAGUAUUCAACCCCGGCGCGCCGAUUUAAAAGCUCGUCGCCUAACGAAAGUUCCUCGGCUCGUUGAAUUCGUGCCGCAGCGAUAUCGCCCUAAUAUUGGAUUAUAUCGAUAUGGUUUACGCACCCAAGCAAAAAAGAAAUAAAAAAGCUUUGUCUCGACAUCGGUAGGUUACGUUACGAUAUUCCCUAGGUCGCGUCUAUUAUAUUUAGAAGCCAAUUCGCGAGCUACAUUAGCAUCAGGGUCCUUUAGUAGGUAGUCAGGGUAAUGACGUGUGCUCGAGCACACGGUUCACGGUGUUUAACACUUUAUCUAUCUCCUCCAAGUUAUUAAUGACACUCGCUGAGUCAGACACGCCAGAACGGUGAGAAGCGGCAUCUUCAAAGUUUAAUAUCCGAACAACCGAGUCACUCGGCCGACAGUCCUCGAGUCAACGAGAGAGCCUGAAGGGAAAGGGAAUCUACGAAACUGCUACAUUUCGAGGAUACAUUUCGACUUUUAAUAUUGCUUGCCUUCCUUGCGUCGCGACCAAAUCGAGAACAUUCAUUUUGAUCCAACGACCAGGACGAGUGUACUCGAAAAAUUGCAAACAAGUAUUGCAACAAUCUUACCCUACUCGUGCACGUGUUAAUAGCAAAAAAAGUACUGUCUAAUGCCAAGGUCACCAAAAGAAAACUCUAGGUUACGUUCACUUUUCUAUGAAACGCGCGUGCUUUUCUCCCGAUCGAUGCCCUUACUUACCAUUUGCAUAUCGAAUAUAAUCGGUUAGGUUGAAUUUAUCGCGUCGACGAGGAGGAGAAUCGAUGAAAAACAUCGAAUGAAUAUUUAAUGUCGUUAGUCGUUAAGUCUUACACUAUCGUACGCACGACAUUCUGCUUUAGAGUAUAGCUCGUUCCGUUUAGCUCGCCUUUUCGUUUAGCUCGCCUUUUCGUUUAACGAGAGCUUCAAUUCGCGCUAAAAUAUGAAAAGGUUGCCAAGGAAGAACAAGAAAAAAGAUUCUUCCGAGUCGAAGAAAAUAUUCUGGAUCGUUUUGAAAAAUCAAGCACGAGAAUUUUGUCUCGCUACGGGGCUUCACGGAUACAAGUACGUCGCACAAUCUCAACGUUCCAAAAUUGAACGAAUAAUUUGGGCCAUCGUUUUGUUUGCCUCCUUCUGCUGUGCAAUUGUCCUGAUGAAAAUUGCUUGGGAUUACUAUGCUUCUCAUCCAACGCUCACGGUGAUAGAGACUACUCAUCGAGGUAUAUGGAAUUAUCCGUUUCCUGCUGUUACGAUUUGCAAUAUCAAUCGAAUAUCGUUGAAUUUGACGAGAAGCCUGGUCGAUAUGUUAAAUCAUCCAUCAAAUAUAUCCAAAGAGUUUUUAGUUCAAGAAUUCCGACUACUCUUAGAAUUACUCGAUCCUGGCGUGUUCGAGCAGGAUGUCGCGGAAAAUCUAACCCGUUUACAAAACAUCCUUGACGAUAAUCGAUUAACGAUACCAGAAGUAAUGGAAAAGGUUACAAGGAACUGCAGCGAUCUCGUAAAAUUGUGCAAGUGGAACGACGACUCGUUCGAUUGUGACAAAUUCUUUAAUCGGAGCUUAACCAGAGACGGUCUCUGUUGCAGCUUCAAUUAUGUAUCGUCCAACAAUAUGGAAAAUUCUAUCGAUUGGAAACCGAGAAGAAUACCAGCUUGCGGAUAUCAAACUGGUCUGGCCGUAACGGUGGAUCCCGAUCCGGAUGAUUAUUUGGCUACCCUUCUUGGAUCUUUUGGUGUAAAGGUUUUGGUUCACUACCCGUACGAUUAUCCGGACCACAAUGCGAACGACAAGCUGAUCGAUAUGAAUAAACAAGCGUUCCUCAGUAUUUCGCCCGAAGAAACUUACGCGACGUUGGACGUUAAAAAUCUCGCCAUUUCCACGCGAAAUUGUGUUUUCAGCGAUGAAGGGGAUAGGAUACUUGAGGAUAAAAACAUCGAGUAUAGAAGAUUAACGUCAGAAAAAUACUCUUACAUAAACUGCAUGGCGGAAUGUCGUGCCAAUACCAUCAGGAAAAAGUGCGAUUGCAUUCCUUAUUAUUUUCCACCGAGUGCAUGGUACGAUACGUCGUGGCCUGGAGAAAGUAUCGACAUGGAGCAAAUAUAUCGGACAAAAAAUUUGGACGAGAUAGACAAGAGACCCUGUGGAUGUGUUCCCGAUUGUACCUUGUUUCGAUAUCCAAUUGACGUUUCCCAAGGGAUUCUGGAUAAUAACAUUUCUUUCGAUGGAUUUCAUUUCUUAAAAAAAACCAAAAAAUACAAAGGAUUCCAAAAUCAAAGUAUAAUCCAUGUAUUCUUUAGCGAUUUGGUAGCCAUUCAGUAUCGUCGAAGCGUUCAUUAUAAUUGGCGUAAUUUGUUUGGUAAGUCAACAAGACAUAGUUACAUAAUGCAUUGAAUUACAAA